Molecule: messenger RNA, 567 nt
Organism: Exophiala bonariae
Lineage: Eukaryota; Fungi; Ascomycota; Eurotiomycetes; Chaetothyriales; Herpotrichiellaceae
Exons: 2
Coding region: 1-567 (188 amino acids)
Source: RefSeq, a predicted model, not a curated record
AUGGUGUCUGCCCCGCUACAAAAUCAAGGAAUAGAUGCACAACCAAGCGAAGAGGAAAACUAUGAAAUGGGCCCGGUCCAAAACCGAAGCAGUAAUACAGCUGCACCAGACAACAACCAGACCAGAGAGAUUCGUGCGACGCGUCCAGAUCAAGUCUCACGAAAAUCAUGGAACGCUCUGAUAGCAGCGCCUCGAGUUGAUGUUCCGCUAUCGUCGGCACGAGACCAUCUCGCAAACGAACGUGUUUUCCUGGCGUACUUCCGCACAUCUUCCGCCCUGGCGACUUUCGCAGUCGUUCUUCUUCAACUCUACAGGCUCAAACAUGACCCUCCAGCGCCAGGAGUCUUGAGUGACUACAACAUUGGAAUCCCGUUGGCCUCAACGAUUCUCGCUAUGGCUAUGCUCGUUACUGUGUUUGGCGCGGUGAGAUUCUUCAGAUGCCAGAAGAGUAUGAUAUCGUCGAGCAUUGUUGGUAGUGGAAAUGUGGUCUCUAUGUUUUCGAUGGUCAUGAUCAUGCUAUUCUUCGUGCUAUUUGUUCUCACGAUAAUCGUCAAUCCGGACGCUUAG